Messenger RNA from Penicillium canariense, 1521 nucleotides. Its product is annotated as putative iron-regulated transporter. The record is from RefSeq and is a predicted model, not a curated record. Gene Ontology annotation, cellular component: membrane. NCBI's taxonomy places the organism in Eukaryota, Fungi, Ascomycota, Eurotiomycetes, Eurotiales, Aspergillaceae. Gene Ontology annotation, biological process: iron ion transmembrane transport. The transcript has 4 exons. Bases 1 to 1521 code for a protein of 506 amino acids. Gene Ontology annotation, molecular function: iron ion transmembrane transporter activity.
AUGGAUCUUGAGCGAAUAUCCUCAGAGGCCGGUCGAAUAUCACAAAGCGACUCCGACAUUGCCGCGCUGCUACCCACCGCUGCCAAUGGGACCUCUAACGCUUCCAGUGGCCCAACCACCGAGGUCCGGGCAGUCUUGACGCGCCUCUACGUCUCGCAUACCCUUUCAGCAUGGAAUUCUCGUAUGUUUGAGUUCGGCGCUGUGUUGUUCCUGGCUUCGAUAUUCCCCGGGACUUUGCUCUAUGCGUCGAUUUACGCGCUUCUUCGAGCAUUUUCUGCUGUCGCCUUGUCAUCCUGGAUCGGCGCGAGAGUCGAUAAAUCAGAUCGUUUGGUGGCGUUGAGACACUCAAUUGUCUGGCAACGAGUCCCUGUUGCGGCGUCGUGUCUGUGCUUCGUCGUGCUUUUGAACUCUGCAGACUCUUCGGCUAUGGCUUUCAUCUUAUUUGUCGUAGUCUGCUUCUUGGCCUGCCUGGAGAAACUGGCAGCGACCGCCAAUACAGUGGCCGUGGAGCGUGAUUGGACAGAUAAUCACUGCUUGCAUGAGCUAAUCUGUGUGAUUCUAGACUUGAAUGCGUCAAUGAGGCGGCUCGACCUCUUUUGCAAGCUGAUCGCCCCCAUAUUUAUUUCCUUGGUCGACAGUUUCUCAACCCCGAUUGCCAUUUGGACUGUGCUGGGCCUGAACACAGUAUCUAUCGUGGUCGAAUAUGUGGCCAUUGCCCAAGUCUACCGAUCAGUGCCUGCGUUGAAGAGAGCAUCAGCGGGAGCCACUGUCCAUCAACAUGGCACGGGCGAUGAAUCUGGACCUUCUCCCCCUGGUGCAUACCAUAGCGUGUCCCGCUACCUACAGGAGACCCUAGCUCCCUGGCAAGCGUAUGUGCAGAGCCGGGUAUUCUUGGCGUCCUUUGCAUUGAGCUUGCUCUACCUCACAGUUCUCUCCUUUGGGGCUACCAUGGUGACCUAUCUGCUGCACAGUGGCUUCAAUUCGUUAGAAGUCAGCUGCAUGCGUAUCGGCUCCGUGGCAGCAGAACUGGCGGGUACAUGGACGGCACCCCUGAUUAUGAAUCGAAUUGGCCCUAUCCGCUCUGGGCUGUGGUUGCUCAACUGGCAGUUCUGCUGCGUGGCUGGAGCUGCUGUUGCAUUCGCCUUUUGGGACUCGACUUCCCGACCCGUUGCGGGGAUUUUGAUUGUAGGCGUUGCUUUGAGCCGCAUUGGACUGUGGGGCUUUGAUCUGUCAGUACAGUUUCUUGUACAAGAGAACGCCGAGGAACAUGCCCGAGCCCGUUUCUCGGCAACCGAAAUGGCGCUGCAGAAUUUUUUUGAGAUGCUCUCUUUUGCAUCGACGAUUGUGUUUUCCCGCCCAGAUCAGUUCGAGUACCCGGUGCUGAUCAGCGCCGGGGCUGUCGCCGUGGCGGCGGCAUGCUUCGCAGCAUAUGUGCGCAAGGAACGGGGUCAUCUAUUGCACCGAUCGAAGUGUCUGGGAGGAGAUAAGGUCCUUUACCGGGCUGUUGAGUUUGCAGCCUAA